UGGGAUCAGAAUUCGCUAGUCAUUUAACGUGAAUGGCGUGAAAGCUGUAUUGAUUUGGAUUGUGAAUUUUUCUUUGUUUGUAAAUUCCAAACUUGCAUGACUUUCUGUUCUACUGAUAUAUUUUCAUAGUAUUUUCAAGUAUUUAGCAAGGCGUGGUAUGAAUGUGUAGAUCCAGAAAAUUACGCGUAUCAUCCAGCAAAUAACCUGCUUUAACCAGAAAUGCAAAACCUGUUUGUUAGUUCCGUCUAAAGCUUCGAGUCACAGUUUAGACACAUGAGUAUGAAUAGAAAUAAAAAUCUGUUUUUUUUAAUUAAAUUAUGAAUUUUACAUUUCACAUCCGGACACAACAUUUUGAGACCACCAAUAACCUUUAAGUCUAGAGAAAGGUAAAGUGUAUUGCAGUAUAUUUGCGCUUUAUACUAUUAUGAGGUUACUAGUUAGAUUCGAUUAGAUUGCAGUAGGAGUCAAAGCAUGCUGCAAACAAGCAAAUAUUUCUGUUAUUUAUUCUGUUAUUUAUGUAUUAGCCCAUUAGCCAUUCAAUGCAAUGAGAGCAUUUAUAUUCAAUUAAUCUUGAUAAAUGACAUUUUAAUAUUUGAUGGCGGAAUGAUCCAAUAUAAGAUGAAUCCGUCCUGACGUUACUUAUGAAAACUUGAAACUUUCCAUCCAUCAGUGCGAUCUCAUUUUGUCUCCAUCAUCAGGGAUGUUUUGGUUUUGACAUCACAUUGUAUAGUGUGGUGCACCAGUUGGUCUCAAUAUUUCUUUCCUGUAAUUCAUUGGAAUUCAUGUGUUUAAAUCUGAGUCCUAGUACUUAUAUAAUGUAAAGGUCAUUUUAUGCGUCAAAAUUCACAACAUUCCUAUUACAAAUGUGCCAUUGUAGUUGCCUUCAAUGUUACUAUUAAACAAUGUGUAACGGUUCAUCUUUACUCUCUAUGUGUCAAAACCACAUGCAGUCAGCCAUUUGAUAUUUUAAACACAGUGAUACAGUUAUAUGUACAUGCACUUCUUAUAUCUAUUAAGAUAUAUAUGUAGCCAGCUUGAAUGUUUUCAAACUGAUUUACGUUUACAUGCUGUUCUUUUAAAUAUUAAAUUUCCACCAGCCGACCUUGGAUAGGUUUCGAUGGCAUGUUAGCUGGUAUUUCGUCGGUCCAGCAGCAGUCAGUUCCACGCAGUACUGUACAGAGUCAAUGAGGUCUGAGGGGAAAACACUAUGUCCCUCUAGAAUCUCAACAACAGCAACAGACAUUAGCCGUAGUCCUCUGUCUCUUCAAUCCAUUUUUUCUCACAUUGUGACGGCGGCUAGAUGCAACGUCUUAUCCGUGUCCUGGCAAACAGUUGGGAAACCUCCUGCUCAACAGCGCAGCCCAUCAAACACAGAAGUUUAAUACUCGUGAUAAGCUUGUAUUUUCAAACACCAACUAUUGACAACUGUGGACCAAGGACUGGUUGCUGGAUUCACGUAGCUGAUGCUAGCAUCGGGCAGUCAACUGUCAUAUAUAUAUAUAUAUAUACAUAUUAAGUCACUUGUCUGCGGCGAAACCAAAGGCAAGUGAGGCCUAACAAAAGCCUCUUUUGCCAGAGUUUCAUGGCGGUUAUGAGAGAAUUGACAACGCUGUGCUAACAUGUUAGCGCUCUCUGCUAACCGCUGCUCAGUAUCGCUCUGGAAGAUUGUAGAUAGUGGAAUAACACCAUCUAUGUGAUGAAUGGUCGUCCAUGGCUGUAAAACUGCAGGGAAAGUAGUUAUUGGUUAUUUAAUCCAGCUCCCACAGCGUCGCGCUCCUGCAGCAUCUGCACUUAGGUCCACGAUAACAAGGCUGUGAAUUGCUGAAACAAUUUAUCCCCCUAAGGAAGAACCUGUUCUGGCGCCUUGUUGUUGCACAUAAACUGCUUUGUAUAUUUAAAAAAGAGUGAAUAAUUCACUUUAUAAAUACACAAACGCAUCCACAGUCACCACUUUAACCAAAUGUUUGUGGGAAACUGCGAUGCACAUUUUUAUAAGUAUUCAUUAUAAAUUUAAUAAACAAGAAUCACAAUAUACAUAAAAUCUCACAAAGAAUGGCAACAUAAACCAGAAUUGUGAUUUAAAUUGAAAUGGCACCAAAGUAUCAGGAAAACGUUGACUCAGGCCACAUGCAUAUUGUCCAAAGUCACUAGUUUAUUAAUGAAUGUUAAUGUCGACAAUUUAACAUUUGAGAACAUUUUUAACUCUGUUUUAGGAUAAAAGACAAUAUAGUUUACAAACUCUUGAGGAAAAGAGAGUUGCGCUAGUGCUAAUAGUUAUAAAUGAGUCUCUGCUCCACUUCAGUGAAACACAGUUGAAAUAACUUCCACCAUGAGGGAAACCUACACAGCAAUGUGUUUCAGUGCAAACAUCAAAAUGAUCUGUACAACAGCCAGUGUCACGGUAAUGCUCGCAGUAACUUGAGCAUGCGUCAAUAAGAGCGCAGCACAAGGUCGCGAGCCACCAGCAGGAGGAGGAACACGGGGGGAGGAGCUAGUCCCUCCCUCCCUCCCACUGCCGGAACACGUGGCUGUGAGGUGAAACCGCCCUCCAUUUGUAGGGAUUACAACUGUCAUGGCAGCAGAGGACGUGCGCAAGUGCAGUGAAUACGCGGAAGCGCAGAUCUGGUGGGGAGGAAUUUGAGUGUAGAUGAGGAGGGGGAGGAAAUAUACACACACAUGAGGUAGUCACUGAUGGAACUAGGGAGAGUGUGAUCACAAUGAAGGAGGAGAACAGUUGUUGAGAGGAGAGUUCAUCCAGAAGUGUGGGGCUCCUGACCAACCUUAUCUAGCAGUUCGUCAUGUCUCUGCUGACUCACGUGUUGGCAUGUCUCUUCGGCAUGGGCUCCUGGGUGGCCAUCAAUGGGAUGUGGGUGGAGCUCCCACUGGUGGUCCCACAGAUCCCCGAGGGCUGGUACCUGCCUUCGUACCUCACAGUCAUCAUCCAGAUGGCCAACAUCGGCCCCCUCUUCAUCACUCUGAUGCACCGCUUCCGCCCGGGCACGCUGGACGAGCGGCCCGUCAUCUACGGGAUUGUGGUGUUGGGAGUCAUCGCCACAUUCCUGCUGGCUUUCUUCUGGAAACACACAGUGGUGUUGGGGGGCGCCCAGCAUAGCGUUCCUCUGCUGGUGUUAUGUUUCCUGCUUUCUGUCGUGGACUGCACCUCAUCCGUGACGUUCCUGCCCUUCAUGAUGCGCCUUCGUCCCCAGUACCUCACCACCUACUUUGUCGGUGAGGGCCUCAGCGGCCUGGUGCCGGCACUGGUGGCUCUGAUCCAAGGUGUGGGGGUCGUCCACUGUCGGAACACAACUUUGGCUGAGAACUCCACCGCAGUGCCAGACCAGCUCGAAGCCGUCUAUCAGCCAGCAAAAUUCUCGGCACAAGUCUUCUUCUUCUUCUUGAGUGUCAUGAUGGUUGUGUGUCUGGUGGCGUUUGCCUUGCUCAACUACCACCCCGAUGUAGCCCGUGAGAGGAACAACUUGUACUUCAAUGGGGAUGAGUUGCAGGGCAAGAAGGAGCAAGGGUUCACACUUCAUGCUCAGACUCCGGAGCAGAAGCCGAUGCUCAGCCCUUUGGAUGCUGCUGAGAGGCAGCCUCGCAGCUCUUUUGGUCGAGGAACGUACAGUAACUUUGAGCUGUUCUUCAUCUUCAUCGUGCUGGCCUGGGUCAACGCCCUGACCAAUGCAGUGCUGCCAUCGGUGCAGACCUAUUCAUGUAUGCCUUACGGGAACCAGGCGUAUCACCUUGCUGCCACCAUGGCUUCUGUUGCAAACCCUGUAGCCUGCUUCAUCGCCAUGUUCAUGCCGGUCCGGUCUCUCCUCUUCAUGCUCUUUUUAACUUUGGUUGGAACGGGUUUUGGAGGCUACAUCAUGGCUAUGGCUGCCCUCAGUCCCUGUCCUCUGCUGGUCCACAGUACCAUUGGAAUCGUUGUCAUUGUGCUGGUCUGGGUCCUGUUUGUUCUGUCCCUGUCCUAUGUCAAGGUCAUCAUCGGGGUCAUUCUGCGUGAUGAAGGCCACAGCGCCCUUGUGUGGUGUGGAGCAGUGGUGCAGCUGGGCUCCAUGCUCGGUGCCUUGUCCAUGUUUCCUCUUGUAAAUGUUUACUCACUAUUCCAGUCAGGCGACCCUUGUAACACUAAGUGUCCAUCAUGAUGUUGGGACGGGAAACAAAAGAGAAACUUGUCGAGCAGCACUUACUGUCAGUUUCACUGCAGGGAAGGACACAGGAGGUUAAACACUUCUAUAAAAUAGUUGAGAACACAACAGUUUUGGCUCCACGACUUGAUCAUAGAUGCUUGAUCAUAGUGUUACUUGAGUAGGUCAUGGCAAGUGUGUUACCUAGUUUACUGUUUGCAAGGUAAUAUGGCUUUAUAUGUGCCUUAAUUUAUUCACCAGUCAAACUAUUUUGUUACUCUGUGUUUCUUUUAAUGUUACUGAAGCUGGAGCAAUUGUUCAACUUUACCAAAUAAAACUUUCUAUCUGAAAUGAUUUGUCAUGUUUGGACCAUAAUGAUUAUUUUUAUGUUUUGUCGGUACAUGUUCAAUUGAAAAUGGAAAUUGUCGCUACGACGUUUAUUAUGACAUUAUUUUUGCAUACAUUC
Synchiropus splendidus (mandarinfish) is the source of this 4593-nucleotide messenger RNA. Its product is annotated as riboflavin transporter 2-like. Gene Ontology annotation, molecular function: riboflavin transmembrane transporter activity. Bases 2799 to 4145 code for a protein of 448 amino acids. Gene Ontology annotation, biological process: riboflavin transport. The transcript has 4 exons. Gene Ontology annotation, cellular component: plasma membrane. The record is from RefSeq and is a predicted model, not a curated record. Lineage: Eukaryota; Metazoa; Chordata; Actinopteri; Syngnathiformes; Callionymidae.